AGUCCUGUGGAGCUCUCCCGCCGGGGCUGCGAGGAAGGCUGUAGGUUUGCGAGGCCGCCUGGCUGAGCGGAGCGAGGGAAAUGGUCCCCGCUCCGCCACUCGCCGGUUGAGGACGGGCCGCCCUGGCAGAGUGGCAGGCCAGCCGCGGCGCUGGGCGCCGGCCAGAAGGGGUGUACUGCCGUCCCGUCUUGCUGCUGAAUGUCGCUUCCAGAGGAUGAGGAGAGGCUUUUGCCGCUUGCCCAGAGAUGGCCCCGAGCGAGCAAGUUCCUCCUGUCGGGCUGCGCGGCUACCGUGGCCGAGCUAGCAACCUUUCCCCUCGAUCUCACAAAAACUCGGCUCCAAAUGCAAGGAGAAGCUGCCCUUGCUCGGUUGGGAGACAGUGCAAGAGAAUCUGCUCCCUAUAGAGGCAUGGUGCGCACAGCCCUAGGGAUUGUUCAAGAAGAAGGCUUUCUAAAGCUUUGGCAAGGAGUGACACCUGCCAUUUACAGACACAUAGUGUACUCCGGAGGCCGCAUGGUCACUUACGAACAUCUUCGUGAAGUUGUAUUUGGCAAAAGUGAAGAUAAGCAUUAUCCCCUUUGGAAAUCAGUGAUUGGAGGUAUGAUGGCUGGUGUUGUUGGCCAAUUUUUAGCCAACCCAACUGAUCUAGUGAAGGUUCAGAUGCAAAUGGAAGGAAAAAGGAAACUUGAAGGAAAACCUUUGCGAUUUCGUGGUGUGCAUCAUGCAUUUGCAAAAAUCUUAUCUGAAGGAGGAAUACGUGGGCUUUGGGCAGGCUGGGUACCCAAUAUACAAAGAGCCGCACUGGUGAAUAUGGGAGAUUUAACUACUUAUGAUACAGUGAAACACUAUUUGGUACUGAACACUCCACUUGAGGACAAUAUCAUGACUCAUGGUUUAUCAAGUAGGUAAACGGUGCUAUGUGGUAUGGAAGUUCUGGAUACUGUGUCCUAGAAGAAAAUGAAUGCUCCUGGAGGCUCAAUGGGGAUUGCAGCUGUACACCAGAGAGCUUCUUAUGAGCCAUCCAACACCUGGGAAAAAGGAAUUUGAUAUAAAGAACAAUAAAAACGGUAUAAGCUCUGAACUGUGCACUUAAAAAUGAUUAAAAUGGUAAAUUGUAUGUUGUGUCUGUUUUACCACAAUUUCUAAAAAUGGGGUAAAUAAGAAGUCCUGGGGUAGGCCAGGAGCAAUAAAGACAAGUGAGGAUUUUAGUGAGGUGGGAAGGCAGGUGGCAAGGUAUAUUAAUCAAGGAAGCAGAGGAAAGGUAGAGAGUUGAAUUAAUCGUCAGGAAAUGAUAUAGAACAGGAAGACCAGGAUAACCUUGUUUUUCUUUUUGAAAUCAUGAGGCUGUUGAGAGGUAAAACUGUGAGAAAGGUGAGUUUACUCUGUGUGAAGAUGACCCAUGAGCAUGAUUUACUUCAUCCUUAAGAGGCUGGCUUUCUCUGAAACAGUGCUGAUGGGAGUAUCUGAAACUGGUCUUAGAGAUAGCCGCUUGGCUGCCUGGAGAGAUCAGGAGACUCACCAGUCACUUUCUGUCCGUUAUCACUUUAGUUGUGUCCUCAGCUUCAUCAUGUUGUUAACAAGGAGCGAUGAAGGUCAAUAGUAAAAAGCAGCAAUGUCCAUUUCAGUGCAAAGAGCUUGGGCGAAAUCAGUGUUCUUUUUAUUGCUCUAUCUUUUCCCAUUGACUCUGGAUACCAUCUUCCUUGAGGCCUCCUGAAUACAUUAUUUUCUUUUAGUAUUUAUUUUUUAAAGAAGAUACACUAUAUCCUUAGGUGUUGGUUAAGAGGUUUCUGUGUGAAAAUUUUAAGGUAUAUUAAAAUCAGUGGUAUUAAACUUUCAAAGAAUAGAAACAAAUAGGAAAGAAUAUUAAAAGAGCAGUAGUGUAUACCUACUGGAAUGUACGUGGUGAAACGAGCUCUUUCCACAUAGACAAUGACUUGUGUGGGCAGAGACCCAAGGAUGUUAUAUGCACAGUUAGGUCUUUUGCUGUAAUACGAAAUAGGUUAUAUGGGUUUCUUCCCUUGAAUUCAAGUAUUUCUAAAGUAAUUUUCUCCUUUGAAUUAUAAAUCCUGACCUGAAAGUGGUGGACAGAGUCUGAGUACUUUCUGCUACCGCAGUUUAGAGUAAGAGAGAAUACGAAGAUUCCUAAGGUAGCUUCAACUUCCCUGCCAUAGAGCUUUCAGAGACUUCAAAAGCCUUGACACAGAAAUCAGUAGUCCUUGUCUUUGUGAGGUAUUUGAUGUUCCAGAAGAUCUAAAAGUUUUCCACAGUUUUCCUUUCCAGUUUUGCAUUAGCCAGACAUAAGCUGUUAUUCAGGCUGCCUUGAUCCCAGUUUCUGUAGAUUCAGCUGCUGGGAAGUGGGACUUCAUACUCCUUGACUCAGGGCAACCACCCUUUUUCUCAUCAUAGGUCUUUCUUGUGGAAAAGUUUAAAGCAGCUCAUGAGUUUUCAGUUUGUGGAAAUUCAUCCUCUGAAUUGCCUUGCAUACCCACAAGUAUAAUGAACUGCUAGUGAUUUCUUAACUUUCUUUUUUUUCUUAAGAUUUUAUUUAUUUAUUUGACAGACAGAGAUCACAAGUAGGCAGAGAGGCAGGCAGAGAAAGAGAGAGGAGGAAGCAGGCUCUCUGCUAGCAGAGAGCCUGAUGCGGGGCUCGAUCCCAGGACCCUGGGAUCAUGACCUGAGCCGAAGGCAGAGGCUUUAACCCACUGAGCCACCCAGGCGCCCCUGAUUUCUUAACUUCUUAGUCACUCAUUUAUAGAAUCGCGAUUGACUCUGCCGUAGGUUGACCACAGAGAGCCAUUUUGUCGCUUCGGAGGAAUUGACAAGCCUUUUUCAAGAAGGAGCAAAUAACAUUGUUGGACAAAGGAAGAAGGGAUAAACAGAAACUUAUUAGACCUUAUGCCUGAGCGUAGACUGAAGGAAAAACAGGAAUUUUCCAAUUAGACAGGGGUGCAGGCAUAGAGGUAUUGCAUAGUACGGUAAAUACAGAGCUACACUUAGUCAUGUUGUUAAAGCAAAAUGGGUGAAGAGAGAUAUGAUCUUGGAAUAAUAUGUAUGACAACUAGUGUGUGAGCUAAAUCAGGUAAUAGGGAAUGAGUCUUAGCUGCCUUUAAGUAGGGAAAAAUGACAUAAUUGGAUUUCUAUUUUGAUCCCUUAGGAUGGGGAGAAGAAGGUAAGAUUAUAUGCAAAUGGAAUAGCUUAGUGAAAUGAGGCCUAAAUAGUGGUCAAAGUGAAUUUUUUGUUGGUUAAAUAUUAAGCAAAUAAGGUGAUUCCCCUGCCCAAGAUCCUCUCAGUGACUUCUGUUCACAUCUAGAAUAAAAUAGCCUUCAGUAGCCCUUCAUGGGCUGAUCUCUGCCUGCUUCUUCAGUCUUUCAUCUGGCUGGACCCCUUCAGGAUGCCUUGGCCAUGUGGGCUGCUUUCUCUCUCUUCAGCCCACCUUGGCCAUUUCUGCCUCAGGGCUUUUCCUGGGCUGUUCCUCUGGUGGGCAACAUUCUUCCUCCAUGUCUUUACAUCCUUGCUCCACUCCACUCUGUUGUCACUCAAGAGCCUCUCCGCGAUGGCCUGUCAUCCACUUACUCCCUAUCAUGCUAUCCAGUUUUAUUUUGUUCGUAGCACUUACCGGAAUUUUGAAAUUAUUCAUUUCUUCUCUGCCUCUUCCCAAGUAAGGGCCUCAGGGACAGGCUUGUGUGUGUGUGUCCUCUUCACUGCCUAGAAGAGUGCCUGUCACCACCAGUAGGUGUUCAAUGUCUAUUUGUUGCCUGGACAUUCUUUUUAAUUUUUGUUUUUUCUAUCUCUUUAAUAAUUUCAUUAAGCAUUGAUUUUAAGCAAAAAUAAGAUUAUUAUAAAGAAUAAUACAAUAAUAUAGUAUUCCAUUCUUUCUAAAUAUCAAAUUUCCUUUUCUUGCAAUUUAGAAAUCACUAUAUUUAUUAUC
Messenger RNA from Lutra lutra (Eurasian river otter), 3928 nucleotides. RefSeq names its product solute carrier family 25 member 27 (gene SLC25A27). The transcript has 7 exons. Gene Ontology annotation, biological process: response to cold. NCBI's taxonomy places the organism in Eukaryota, Metazoa, Chordata, Mammalia, Carnivora, Mustelidae. The record is from RefSeq and is a predicted model, not a curated record. The coding region runs from base 199 to 909 and encodes 236 amino acids.